AUAAUACACAAACUUACCUCAAGUCUUCUUAUAACUCUCACCUCUCUCUCUCAUGAACACUACAAUGGAGUUCCUCGCUCUCUCAUCCAUCCUCCUCCUUUUCCUCUCCUUCACUAAUCCCAUUCUCUCCCUCUCUGACCAGCCACUAAUAUCUUCUGUUCUUCAUGAUGAAGAAGAAAGCUGCCCUUACACUGUGAUUGUCACCACAAGCUGUCUCUCCCCUGAUUGGUCAAGGGAUCAGAUCACUGUUGCUUUGGCUGACGCCAACGGUAACAAGGUAAUUGCACCGAGACUAGACGAACCGUUAAGUGAAGGAGGAGGUUUCGAGAAAUGUUCAUCGGACACAUUCCAAGUCAAAGGUCAAUGUCUCAACACUAUCUGCUCCGUCUACAUCUACCGUUCGGGUCCUGACGGCUGGAUCCCGGAGACCGUCGAGGUCUUCGAGGAAGGUUCCAAAUCCGUGAAAUUCGAUUUCAACAAAAACAUCCCUGAAAACACUUGGUACGGCCACAACAAUUGCAACAACACCGGUUUGCCACCGCCUACGCCGGAUUUCCCUCCGUUUUCUCCCUCCGUUCCACCGCCGACGCCACCUUAUUUUCCUCCCCACACACCUUCUAUCCCCCCGCCAAGGCCUCCGCCGCCGCCGUCUGCCGCCUCUAGGCGUGGAGGAGGUCGUGAGAGUUUGGUUAAUGUUGCGUUUGCUGCGAUUGUUUUUGCGUUUGCGGCUGUGGUUGUUUGAGAUUUUAGACUUUUAGUUAAGUAUUUUACUUAAUGACUUAAGAGUAUCGUGUAAUCCCUUUGUUCUAGUUUGUUGUUGGAGUUUGUGGAAACGUUAAUUAGUUAAUAAU
Molecule: messenger RNA, 851 nt
Organism: Eutrema salsugineum
Lineage: Eukaryota; Viridiplantae; Streptophyta; Magnoliopsida; Brassicales; Brassicaceae
Product: embryo-specific protein ATS3
Exons: 2
Coding region: 53-742 (229 amino acids)
Molecular function (GO): protein binding
Source: RefSeq, a predicted model, not a curated record